AUGGCACCAUUCAGAUUUCAGGAUCUCCCGCCCGAGAUUCGCCUGAAUGUCUACCAACAACUCGAGCCCAGGUUCGAUCGUGGCAUCAUCAUACUCCUGAGGGGCCCUCCCAGAUCUUCUGGGGAACUAUUCAGAUACAAGAGGCUGGCCCGACUCGCCGAAGUCGAAGCUGUCGCCGCUGCUUUCGAACGCAGUCGUCGCGAGGCCUUCAUUCACCAGAUGCAGAUCGAUAUGGGGUGGGCGUUGCCUGAUGCGUCCAAGAGAAUACCAACAGCGCGGGCGAUGUUCAACCUGAGUCGUUCCUGCCGUCUGAUGCGGCAGGAGAUUUUGCGAAGACCUGUCAAUCACAUGGACGCAGCUGAUAUUGAUGCUACAUGUGUAUUCGGUGUCAUGAGGCCUUUCUUCGCUGAGCUGGUCUGCGACCUCAGGAUCGCAAUGUCCCUGACGAUGGCAGGAAGCGAGCGUGAAAGAUGGUUCAGACAGUUGCUCUCCACAUUUCCAGGCCUCAGUCGCGUUGAGAUCAACAUAAGAUUUCGCAAAGACGCGGAAACUUCGAGCACGAAGUACAGAGUCAAUGACCUGCGAAUGAUCAAGUUCAUACUCGAUAACUCGAACUUCGACAAAGCGCUCCUUGUUGUCUCAUACAGCAAUAAGUUAUGGGGAAGGUUCCCCAGAGAAUCUCCCAUCUACCUGGUGACCGAAGAGCAUUGUCGUCAGAUGCCCACGCUCUAUAGGCAUUUCCCAUGUAUCGCGGUUGAGGACGAGUUGGCCGCUGCCCUGUCUGUGAGUCGCAAGCGGACAAAGACUUGA
Cyphellophora attinorum is the source of this 810-nucleotide messenger RNA. RefSeq lists its product as uncharacterized. NCBI's taxonomy places the organism in Eukaryota, Fungi, Ascomycota, Eurotiomycetes, Chaetothyriales, Cyphellophoraceae. The coding region runs from base 1 to 810 and encodes 269 amino acids. The record is from RefSeq and is a predicted model, not a curated record. The transcript has a single exon.